UCUCAUCUGGCAAAAAUGGGUGAACCUCAGCAAGUGAGUGCCCUUCCUCCACCUCCAAUGCAAUAUAUAAAAGAAUAUACUGAUGAGAAUAUCCGUAAAGGCCUGGCUCCAAAGCCACCUCCACCUGUGAAAGACAGUUAUAUGAUGUUUGGUAAUCAGUUUCAGUGCGAUGAUCUGAUUAUUCGACCCUUGGAGAGCCAGGGUAUUGAGCGGUUACAUCCUAUGCAGUUUGAUCACAAGAAGGAAUUAAGAAAACUUAAUAUGUCUAUCCUGGUCAACUUUUUGGAUCUCUUGGAUAUCUUGAUAAGGAGUCCAGGAAGUAUAAAGCGAGAGGAGAAACUGGAAGACUUAAAACUGCUUUUUGUUCAUGUCCAUCAUCUUAUAAACGAGUAUCGCCCUCACCAAGCUAGGGAGACACUGAGAGUCAUGAUGGAGGUGCAGAAACGUCAGCGUUUGGAAACAGCAGAGCGGUUUCAGAAGCACUUGGAGCGAGUUGUGGAGAUGAUUCAGAACUGCCUGGCUUCCUUGCCUGAUGAUCUGCCUCAUUCAGAGGGAGGACUGAGAGUGAAAGUGGAACCAAUGGAUACUGAUGAUGGCAGCAACUGUAUUGGACAGAGCGAAAAGCAGAGGGAGCGUUCCGGUAGCAAGAGAGAUCAGGUUUUGGACAAGGAUGCUGCUAUGUGUUGCAUUAUUGAUGAAAUGACAUGAAGAAAACACUUCUUUUGUCAGCUUACCAUAGUGAGAGGCAGAAUGGAUUCUGGUGGUAUACGUUGUCUUGUUUUGCCGUUGUGCAAGCAGACAAAGCAUUUGAUUUGCAUCUGUUGGAAGGUGAGUGACUAGGCAGAUGAAAAUGUGUGAUAUUUUAUGAGCUGUGUGUUUAUUGGUAGGAAAAAAAGUAUAAUUUUUGUUAAAUGUAUUAUGUGAGGUGGAAGCCACAGAUUAAAUUUAGCUUUUUCUGU
Molecule: messenger RNA, 959 nt
Organism: Eurypyga helias (sunbittern)
Lineage: Eukaryota; Metazoa; Chordata; Aves; Eurypygiformes; Eurypygidae
Gene: MED7
Product: mediator complex subunit 7
Exons: 1
Coding region: 16-708 (230 amino acids)
Biological process (GO): regulation of transcription by RNA polymerase II
Cellular component (GO): mediator complex
Molecular function (GO): transcription coregulator activity
Source: RefSeq, a predicted model, not a curated record